AUCUGAUUGGCUAGAGCUUCAGCAAUGCAGAGCAGAGGCAAGUGUAUUGUGGAUGAAUUUGUUGAGAUGUCAUGAUGACUGGUGUUGACAAGGUGUUCGUGUAUCGUACUCCUUAUGGACCCCCUUCUGCUACUAUCUUUUUGAAAUCAUGCAGGAUAAGGUUCUUUUCAACCCUGUUAGAUAGCACGCUUACCGACCAGAGGAAUAGACUAUCUAAUAUAUUGGAAACAUUAACCCAGUUAUUCUUGAAUUGUGUUGCAGAGUCAAUGCUUUUUCCUGGAGAUCUGAAGUUUAAUCAAGAAUUCAUUUCACUUCAGGUAGGAGACCAUUUAAAGCCUGGAAUUACUUGCUUACUAUCUCGUUGUUGUUCCGCAAGUUUCAGCUGUAUCACCCUAACUUAUGACCCCAACAUGGAUAGAGGUCAGGUCCUUUAGCUUGCAAGACUAGCUCCUUGACCACACUAUUCAGCCAUUGGGACGCUAUUCGAUUCCCUAUGAAUUCGUGAUCAGAUUUGGAAUCAAUUAUAUUUCUGCAAACCAACACUUGAAAAUGAUAUUUUUUUCUUAUGUUGAACAGCAUUAACCUUCUAUUCUUUUUAUUCUGGUGACUCAUUCUCUUUGCCUACUACUCUGUAGAUUGUUUGCUGGUCUCACGUAUG
Molecule: messenger RNA, 658 nt
Organism: Trichobilharzia regenti
Lineage: Eukaryota; Metazoa; Platyhelminthes; Trematoda; Strigeidida; Schistosomatidae
Source: the annotation of a GenBank genome assembly